This is a messenger RNA of Notolabrus celidotus (New Zealand spotty), 2026 nucleotides long. Its product is annotated as UPF0500 protein C1orf216 homolog. The transcript is spliced from 2 exons. The coding region runs from base 479 to 1558 and encodes 359 amino acids. NCBI's taxonomy places the organism in Eukaryota, Metazoa, Chordata, Actinopteri, Labriformes, Labridae. The record is from RefSeq and is a predicted model, not a curated record.
CUUUAGCUGCCUUUAAAGGAGGGUUAUAAUAAAAUAUGGAUUUAUUAUGAAUCAUGAGUGUUGCCAAAGAGAUGAUAAAGUUCAAACCGUGUCAUACAGCUUACACCCUGCUAUCAUGUGUCUGCAAGCUUGUGAUCUAUAGGCUGAAUUCCUGCUACUGUACAUACUAACCUACAUCCCAGCACUCUGUCCCAGCAUUGUUUGUGUCCAUUCUCCACUGCUUCCUCUUCCCUGCAGUCCCAGCCCAGAUUAGGAAGCUGAUAUUCAGCCCAGUGCUUUCCUCUCUGAUUUUAUUUUCUCCCUCAGAACCACCGAAACAGAGAGAGGAAGGGAGGAGGAGGAGAGAAGAGGAAGAGGACGAUAAACAUCACAUAGGAGGGUCGGAGGAGGAGGGGGAAAAAAUUGGGAGGGCACAACGUCCAGCUUUCUGCAGCUCACAGAAAAGCAGCUGAAAAGUGAGGCUCAGUCGAGGUCAGUGAUGCUUCAUCAGGACCAGCCUCUGAACUCGUCCUACGGGGGGAAAGGAGGCUCCGACAAUGGCUCCUCCCCACUGGGAAACAGGAAGGGUGACAAAGAUGGCAACUUCAACUUUCUGCCGGGCAAAGACGAUGAAGUCAUCACCGGAAACAAAGGAGGAGGAGGGGAUGAGAACCGGAACCAGGUGCGUCCUCGCAACUUAGGCCCACUCGGUCGGGAUCCUCCAAACUCCUCGCCAUCCACUGGGUAUCACCACAACUCCAGCGUGAUGUCACCGCGCUCACGUCUGCCCUGCUGGAGCCCGCUGGAGCCUCUGCCGGAAAUCGAGUGUGGAGAUGACGGAUUCGGCAGAGUCCCUCCUGAUGGAGCCGAGGAAGGCAGGAUGGAGGAGGAGGUGAGGAGAGUGAUGAUGAGGAGUCAGGAUGAGGAGAAGCAUGGAAAGAAAAGGGAGCAGCAAAGGAGGAAAGGCAAGGGAGAAGAGGUGAAGCUGGACAGGGACGAAUGGGGCGACAGUGAGUCUGAAUCAGAGAUCAGCUACCAGUCCGGCGGCAGCAUGUCCUCUCUCAACAUGGACAGUGCAGGUGAAGGGAUGCUGAUGGGAGGCUGGGACCGAAUCGGAGUUGGGGAACCAAAAUCACCCCUAAAUGAAACCGCCCAAACCAAAACCAGAGGUAGAGAACCAUCCGGAAGACUCAGAAGCACCCAGCGCAAGUCUCUGACCAAUAGCAACUUGGGGAAUCUUCUUGAGGAGGGAAAAGAAGAGCCAGAAGAAGAUGAGGACGACCAGUCCUCAGACUCCGAGAGUGAGCUACCAGAGCUGGUGGACGCCGUGUGGACGCUGCGUGACCGAGAGCACUUCAAAGCCCAGGAGAUGGAGAAGCACCAGGUGCAGCUGACCAUGUACCGCCGCCUGGCUCUGAUCCGCUGGGUCCGCACCCUGCAGAGCCGCAUCCAGGAGCAGCAGAACCGCCUGCAGUCCAGCUUUGAUGUCAUCCUGACGCACAGGAAGGAGCUGUUGCGCAUGGGGGCCGCCGCCACUGUAGCUAACACCACACCACCUGCUGCUGUCAGCCAAUCAUAAAGAGAGAGGAAGAAAAAGACUGAAUGAGAAGUAGUUGAAAACAGCAUUUUUAUUUGUUUAAUUCCAUAUGUCCUAAUGAGAAAAAAAGACUUUACCCUUCUUUUUGUCUAACAGGCUUAAGCUGCUCCUAUGUUUCUGAUUGUAAUGUCACAAAAACUUCAGUUUCUAUACAGGUGACCCACCCAGAGCAUCAAUAAAUGUGGAUAAAACUGAAAACAACCUCAACAUGUAUGACUCGGGAUGUAUUUUGGAUAUGAUGAAUACUGGUGCGAUAAAUAUGAUAUUUAUGUCAAGAAUAUUCUGUGUGUUUAUGCUGUCUUGAUCUGUGUGUAGAAAAACCUGCUGCACCAAAAAAAGUAUUGGGAAAUAAAUAUUAUACAUUGAAGAUGAUUUAUACGCUGAAAUGAUAAUGUAUAUAGAGAGAUAAGACAAUUACAAAGAAUAAAUAAAUACAAUUAUCUUGAAUCU